Molecule: messenger RNA, 1536 nt
Organism: Meyerozyma guilliermondii ATCC 6260
Lineage: Eukaryota; Fungi; Ascomycota; Pichiomycetes; Serinales; Debaryomycetaceae
Gene: ARH2
Product: NADPH-adrenodoxin reductase
Exons: 1
Coding region: 1-1536 (511 amino acids)
Biological process (GO): ubiquinone biosynthetic process
Cellular component (GO): mitochondrion
Source: RefSeq, a predicted model, not a curated record
AUGUUGGCAUUGGCUUUCCGGCACCAUUUUUGCUCUGCGCAAAAGCGUUUUUUCUCAACUGCAAGCCACAUACCUUCCUACAAAAUAGCAAUAGUUGGUUCGGGACCAGCAGCGUUUUAUACUGCUCAUCACUUGCUAAAUCGAAGUUCACCGGAACACGAUUUCCGACUUAAUAUCGACUUUUUUGAACGGCUUCCGGCUCCCUAUGGUUUGAGCCGGUAUGGGGUGGCUCCGGACCACCCCGAGGUCAAGAAUUGUGAGGAAUAUCUCGACGAUAUUAUGCAAAAGUUUCAGAAUCAUGACAAACAUAAUGUCCGAUUUUUCGGAAAUGUUGAUGUUGGAAACGAUGUUUCUCUCCAAGAUUUGGACAAAAGCUACCACUCGGUGGUGCUCGCAUACGGAUGUACUACGGCGGAUAACUCGCUAAAUAUACCUGGCGAAAAUUUACCUGGAGUAAUUUCUGCUCGCCAGUUUGUCAACUGGUAUAAUGGGUUUCCCGAUAAGUACUUUGGAGGCUUUGUAGCUCCACCUUUGCACAAGAUCAACGAUGUGACCAUCAUUGGCAACGGCAAUGUCGCGUUAGAUGUGGCCAGAGUGUUGUUGGCGGACCCAGAAACCCACUGGACACCCACCGAUAUGCUGCAAAAUGCUGUUGAGAUUCUCAAACAAAGCGCCGUGAAAAAUGUAAAUAUCGUGGCCAGGAGAGGCAUUCUCGAGUCAGCGUUCAGCAACAAGGAAAUUCGGGAGCUUUUCGAGGUCGCCAAAGCAAAUAAUGUCAAAUUCAUCACCCUCGCACCUGAGCUCAUGGACGGUAUCGACCCCAAAUCUUUGGGAAGAGUCGAUAAACGAAGACUAGAUAUCUUGAACAAGUUCUCCAAGCAAGAGGUUGUGGGCGACAGAACGUGGUCUCUCAAAUAUUUGAUGUCGCCCAAGGAAAUUGUUCCUAGUGAAACCGAUCCCGAGCUACUUUCUGGAGUCAAGUUUGCUCAAAACAAGUUGGAAAAGGACUCUCUCACACAUAAGACUUCAAUUAAAGAGUCGGGAGAGCCCCCAGUCUUCUUGAAGACGGAUCUUCUUCUUCUUUCCAUCGGCUACAAAGGCUCACCGUUACGAGGAUUUGAAGACAUCGGCAUUUUUUUCGACAAAAAACAGAAUAGAAUUCUCAAUAGAAGAGGUCGAGUCUUGUCUACGGCAAGCUCUAGCGAGGAAACCCACCAGCCCGUCUACAAGAAAGGAUGGUACACAUCUGGGUGGAUCAAAAAUGGACCCCAGGGCGUAAUUGCAACAACCAUGAUGGACUCAUUCGACACCGCCGAUACUAUCUUGGAGGACUUGUCCAAUCACGUUUAUUCUAGCUCGUCGCCCUUGUCGAUAGACGAGAAGCUUGAGAAGUUGGACUAUGUAAAUUGGAAUAGCUGGAUGAAGCUUAAUCAGAAAGAAGUUGACGAGGGAAAACUUUUGGGAAAGUCAAGAGUAAAGUACUCCAAAGUGAAGGAGAUGCUAGCUAUUGCCCAUCAGCACACCCUGGAACAGUGA